Aedes aegypti (yellow fever mosquito) is the source of this 719-nucleotide messenger RNA. RefSeq names its product cuticle protein 16.5-like. The coding region runs from base 39 to 452 and encodes 137 amino acids. The transcript has 2 exons. NCBI's taxonomy places the organism in Eukaryota, Metazoa, Arthropoda, Insecta, Diptera, Culicidae. The record is from RefSeq and is a predicted model, not a curated record.
UCUUCAAUCAGUAUACAGUACAAUCAAAAUCAACCACAAUGUUCACCAAAUUGAUCUGCAUCGCCGCCCUGGCCAUCUCCUGCGUCUGCGCUAAGCCAGGAGUCGUCGCUCCAGUUGCCUAUUCAGCUCCUUUGGCCUACGCUGCUCCAGCUCCAGCCUACGUAACCGCCCAAAGCUCGCAGGUCAUCGCACGCAACUACAAUGGAGUGGCUCCUCUGGCUUACACCGCUGCCGUCGCUUCCCCAGUGACUUACGCUUCCGCUGCUCCAGUUGCUUACGCUGCCCCGGUUGCCAAUGUCGCCGCCCCACUUGCUUACUCGGCUCCUGGUCUGGCUGCUGCUGCUCCUUUGGCCUACACUGCUGCUGCCGCGACUCCAUUCGCUCGUACAUUCGCAACUCCUUAUGCCGCUCCAUUCGCAGCCCCGUAUAGCGCUUAUCCUUAUGUGCUGUAAAUUGAAGGAUAUGAAUGGGCUGAUUUUGUGAUGGAAAGACUUGUAUUAUUUAAUUGAUAAUCUUCAAGAUUUGUAACUUUAUCGCUGUUGUCAUAAUAUUAUAAGAUCAGAAAAACAUGCGCUUCUAACUAAAUGACUUUUUAUGAAUUGGUAAUUCACUGGGUUCAGGGUCGGAUUUGCCGUUGGUGUUAAGAGCAAGGUGGUGCUUUUUGUUUAAAAUGUUUAUAUAGGAUAUGUAGGAGGUUUAGGGGCAUAAUAAACACACGG